Messenger RNA from Paramisgurnus dabryanus, 2501 nucleotides. RefSeq names its product fascin actin-bundling protein 2b, retinal (gene fscn2b). Gene Ontology annotation, cellular component: actin cytoskeleton; cytoplasm. Gene Ontology annotation, biological process: cell migration; actin filament bundle assembly; establishment or maintenance of cell polarity. Lineage: Eukaryota; Metazoa; Chordata; Actinopteri; Cypriniformes; Cobitidae. The record is from RefSeq and is a predicted model, not a curated record. Gene Ontology annotation, molecular function: protein-macromolecule adaptor activity; actin filament binding.
AUGCCCUCCAAUGGCAGUAAAGCCCUCAAGCUGCAAUUCGGGCUUAUAAACCACGAGAAUCGCUAUUUAACGGCCGAAGCCUUUGGCUUUAAAGUAAAUGCUUCAGCUUCAGGUCUCAAGAAGAAGCAGAUAUGGACCCUGGAGCAGGAUGAGCGGGACGGCCAGGUGGUUUUUCUGCGUAGUCACCUAGGUCGCUACCUGGCCUCCGACAAAGAUGGAAAAGUGAGUUGCGAGGCUGAGACGAAAGAGAACGACUGCCGCUUUCUAAUCGUGGCACAGUCGGAUGGACGUUGGGCCUUGCAGUCUGAGCCAUAUCUGCGUUUCUUUGGAGGUUCAGAUGACUACCUAUCUUGCUUUGCUCAGACCAUUGGUGAAGCAGAACUGUGGGCCGUCCACCUGGCCCUUCAUCCCCAGGCCAAUCUGCUCAGCGUGGCCCGCAAACGCUAUGCCCAUCUGGCAGCCCCUGAGGGAGAGAUCGCUGUGGACAGCAACAUCCCAUGGGGUGUGGACGCUCUUCUUACUCUUGUGUACAUGAAUGGCAAAUACUGUCUUAAGACCAGUGACAGCCGUUUCUUGAGCAAUGAUGGGAAACUGUCCAUCGAAAGCGGCCGUGGGACAGGUUACACCUUGGAACUCAAGUCAGGCAAGUUGGCCUUCAAGGACUAUGAGGGGAAAUACUUGACACCCAUGGGUCCCACCGGAACCCUGCGUUCUGGACGCUGCUCCAAACCUGGCAAAGAUGAACUGUUUGAUCUUGAGGAGAGCCAUCCACAAGUAGUGUUUCAGUCUGCCAACAACAGAUUUGUCUCUAUCCGACAGGGAGUGAGCGUCUUGGCCAAUCAGGACGAUGAGACCGACAUGGAGACGUUUCAAAUGGAAAUCGACAAGGAUUCGAAAAAGUGCACGUUCAGAACGAACGAAGGAAAUUACUGGACGCUGGUCGCUCACGGAGGCAUUCAGUCAACAGCCACAGAAGUAGGUGCCAACACAAUGUUUGACAUAGUGUGGCUCGGUCGACGGGUGGCACUGCGAGCCAGCAAUGGAAAAUAUAUUUGCACCAAGAAAAAUGGCCAGCUUGCUGCAGUCAGCGACUCUGUGGGUGAAGAUGAGCAACUGGUUCUUAAACUGAUCAAUAGGCCCAUUCUGAUUCUUAGAGGAGAAAACGGCUAUGUGUGUAACCACAAGAACUCAAAUAUACUGGACGCCAAUCGUUCGGUUUAUGACAUAUUUACCCUGGACUUCAAUGACGGUGCAUAUCACAUUAAAGGUGUUGGUGGAAAGUUCUGGUAUGUGUCCAACAGUGGCUUGGUGUGCUCUGAUGGAGACACACCAGAAGAUUUUUGCUUUGAAUUCCUAGAGCAUGGACGAAUAGCGAUAAGGGCUAAAAAUGGCAAAUACCUCCGCGGAGACCAAGGUGGCAACCUGAAAGGGGAUGGGGAGACUGCAGACAGCUCUUCUCUCUGGGAAUACUGACACCAUGUGGACAUUUAAGGAACUGUUACUGUGUCACAUUUUGGAUGUACAGUUGUGGGGCAACCCAUUGGUAAAAUGGAGUUUUACAGUUUGGACACCUCUGUCUUCUCAUCAGUCAGCGUUUUGAUGUAGUUUCAGUAUAUGUACACAUUACAUGCUUAUAUGUUUGUGGAGAAUGUAAACUGAACCAUUAAUGUAUUACACAUGGAAAUUCAUAUGUAUUGUUUAUCUUUGUUUAUGUUAUUUAUAACCCAUUGUCUUUUUGUCUUUUAAAUUGUAUUAUUUGUUACCUUUUGUCAAUGUAUGUCAGUUCCAGGAAAAGCUUAUUUUGUACUCUGGGGUGACAGCCUGCUGUGUUUGUUAUAAUGACAUAAGGUCAUAUAGGCUAUACAUUAUAUAUAAGUGUUCCUCUAGAAAUAAACUUAGACAGAAAUGAAACAACAGGGCAAAAACAGGCUACACAGUAAUUACUUCUUUCUGUCCUAAUGAGAGGAAUCAGUAUUAAUCCAUUUUAUUUCCUUUUAUUUCUCCUUUUAUCCAUCUGGAAAGAUUUAACAAUGAUUACAAAUAAAACCCUGUCUCUGAAUUUUGUGGGAAUUAAUCUCAUUUACUCUAACCUGGUUUUAAAUUAAAUUCAUUGAUUCUGUUUUAAAUUUAAUUGGCUUCAGAAUUGUGUCCCAGCAGUGUGUGCUGUUGCCAUGUGUACUCCACAGGUGGGAGCAGUGUACUUAUUGCUACCAGCAGAGAAAGCACACCAUUGUUUGUUAAGGUUUAAGUGUCGUCUUUGACAAAUUUAAAGUGUCUGCUGGUUGCACCAUUCAGUUAGAAGAUCUUCAGAUUUCCAAUUUUUGGGAUCAUAAGCCUUAGUAACCACUGUAUCGGUGAGAGAGAGAGAGAGAGAGAGAGAGAGAGAGAGAGAGAGAGAGAGAGAGAGAGAGAGAGAGAGAAUGUUGAAAGCAGAAUUGGAAAAAUCAGCCAACAGGUUGCUAAAUUUAAAUGAGAAGGGUGCACCUGAAUUGCAAUUUCAA